Oncorhynchus kisutch (coho salmon) is the source of this 9603-nucleotide messenger RNA. RefSeq names its product neurobeachin-like protein 2. Gene Ontology annotation, molecular function: protein kinase binding. The record is from RefSeq and is a predicted model, not a curated record. NCBI's taxonomy places the organism in Eukaryota, Metazoa, Chordata, Actinopteri, Salmoniformes, Salmonidae. The transcript has 52 exons. Gene Ontology annotation, biological process: intracellular protein localization. The coding region runs from base 55 to 9603 and encodes 3182 amino acids. Gene Ontology annotation, cellular component: membrane; cytosol.
CAAUGAUACCUUCAUACUGAAACCAAGGAAUUACACACAGAAGGACGGUGGAGAAUGGCUUCGAAGGAGAGGUUGAAUGAGCUGUGGAUUUUAUAUUACACCAAGAAAGAUGAGGGCUGCCUGCAGCAGUGGCUGGAGGCUUUUGUGGCUUCCUUUGAGAAGCUUGUUGAUGUGCGGUCACUGGAGCCUCGCAGGCUGGAGAACUAUAUUACGGAGGUUCCCCUCAUACCCAGGGACAUACUGGUGUUCUUCAGUGACCAGCUAUCACACAGUGCCAUUCACCUCUCUGGGGGCGACAGUAACAACAGCACCCUGCUCCUCUCUGGGGGCGACAGUAACAACAGCACCCUGCACCUCUCUGGGGGCGACAGUAACAACAGCACCCUGCACCCCUCUGGGGGCGACAGUAACAACAGCACCCUGCACCUCUCUGGGGGCGACAGUAACAACAGCACCCUGCACCUCUCUGGGGACGACAGUAACAACAGCACCCUGCACCUCUCUGGGGGCGACAGUAACAACAGCACCCUGCACCCCUCUGGGGGCGACAGUAACAACAGCACCCUGCACCUCUCUGGGGGCGACAGUAACAACAGCACCCUGCACCCCUCUGGGGGCGACAGUAACAACAGCACCCUGCACCUCUCUGGGGGCGACAGUAACAACAGCACCCUGCACCUCUCUGGGGGCGACAGUAACAACAGCACCCUGCACCCCCUGCUGCUUAUUAAGUUCUUCAUUAUCGUCUGCAGGAAUAUGGAAAACAUUGACCCAGAGAAGACCCCAGGCUUUGUCUUCGAGACCAUUAAACUGUUAAACUUCUGCUUGACUCAGCUGAAGAAGCAGCCUGCGGAUCAGUCGUCCCUCCAGACAGUGAUUCAGUAUGGCCUAAUGCUGAUGGAGAGUCUCUUUGACCCUUACAAUACAUGGAGGAAACGCCUGACAGGGGAGGAGGUGAGCAUGGUGGAGAGGAGCAAGUAUAAGUUCUCCACUCUCCCCUUACCAGAGGAGCUACCUGCUCUAUUCCAUGACAGCCUGCAGGACAGCCAGCAGAUCCCAGAGGACCUCGCUCUCCGAUUGGUCCAUCUCCAAGGGGCUGUCAUCAGUGGCAGCAAGAAGAACGGCCUGCUCUCCAUCACCCUGCAGUCUGUGGAGGACCUUCUUUCUGUACUCCGAGCCUGGUGCCUCCGGACCUCCUCCAACCCCAAGGACCCCACGCUGCUACGGCUGACCCUGCAGUGCCUGACUGCAAUGGUGCAUACCCUCCACUCCAGUAGUCCUGCAGAGCGCCGGCUGGAGAUCAGGACCGUGUUGGAUGGCUACUUCCAGGUCCUGAACUGGAACCGGCCUCCAGGGUUAGAGAACGAGCAGGAGGACGGGCAGAGCUGGGAGGAACACCUCAUCACUCUCCAGAGUCACAUGCUGACUUCGAUUCCUGAGAUCCUGCAGUGUUCAGACAGACCGGUGCUGCAGGCCAUCUUCCUCAACAACAACUGCUUCGAACACAUCCUCCGACUCAUCCAGAACAGCAAGCUCUAUCACAGUAAAAGGUGUAGGUCGGAGCGUGAGGGGGUGUGUGACCUCACCACACGUUUGCUCACGGACACAGAGGUGGAAGUAGACCAGGUUUUGGAGAAAGGUUCCGACUGCAUUACAGUCCAUGCCCUCGGAGUCCUCACAUCCAUCAUGAGUAACUCCCCUUCUGCCAAGGAGGUUUUCAAGGAGCGGAUUGGCUACUCCCAGCUGUUUGACGUCCUGAAGAGUCAGGGUCAGCCCACUAAACGCCUGCUGCAGGAACUCAUGAACAUGGCGGUGGAAGGGGAACACGCCCACACCCAUCACCUGGGUGUCAGUAACGACCAGCCCCUCCUCCUCCUCCUACAGUGGCUGCCUGACCUGGCCCCCCAGAGGGACCUGCAGCUCCUGGUAGCCCAGUGGCUGGCUGCGGUCUGCGGGGGCUCCCUGGCCUGCCGUACGGUGGCUGUGGAGGCCGGCCUGGUGGGGGCUGUGCUCCAUGUCCUCUCCCAGCCACAGAGACUGGACCGCCAGUGUGCCGAUGGCCUCCUGGGGAUGUUACAGGACAUGGGGUCUCUCUGUCUGAGGCCUGCUGAGCUGAAGUCUCUGUUGAGGCUGCUCCGACCCCUCGACCAGGGGCAGGACGUGUUGGCAGGGAAGAGGACGGGGACACACCCUUACUGCGCCUGCAUCAUCCGGGUGCUGGCGGCGAUGGCGGCCAGGGAGGGGAGGAACAGCGCCCUGCAGUAUUUUGACCUGACCCAUCCCCUGGCAGGGAUCAUGGUGCCCACGGUCCAGCGCUGGCCAGGCAGUGGGUUUUCCUUCCACGCCUGGCUCUGUCUCAACAUGGACUUCCCACAAUACCACUCAGAGUUCUCCACGCCCAGCACCCGCCCGUCUGCUGGGGCACCAGGGGCGGCGACACGGGGUAUGGGCAAAGGUCCCCGCAGGAAACAGCUGUACAGCCUGUUGACAGCCGGUGGUACAGGUUUAGAGGCUUUCUUCACCAUGGAGGGAGUGUUGGUGGUGGCUGUCUGCACUAAGAAAGACUACAUGGUCGUGUCCCUGCCAGAACACCCUCUAACAGACUGCUGCUGGCACUCUGUGGAUAUAGUCCAUAUUCCCGGCCGCCGUCCCUUCGGUCAGAAUCUGGUCACCAUCUACAUCGAUGGAGAACAGCGCAAGACAGCCCAGCUCCGAUUCCCCUCGCUCAAUGAGCCUUUCACCUCCUGUUGUAUUGGCUCAGCAGGCCACCGUACCACCACCACCACCACCUCCCCCACCCUGCCUCCCCCCUCCCUCCACCCAGCAGAGAUGGGCUUCCCCGCCCACGCUCCCCCCAUCACCCGCUCCCAGUCCUUCCCAGCCUCCUUUGCGGCAGGCCGCUGGGGGCCUGGUCCCCUGCGUGACGCUCCCGUCCACACCAUCCCCGCCGGGCUGCAGGACACGGAGUGGGGCACGCCCACCUCACUGGACGGGCUCCUGGGGACCGCCUUCAUCUGUCAUGAGGCCCUGCAACCAGCGCACACCAAGGCCCUAUACACUGCUGGCCCCAACCAUGUGUCCCUGUUCAAGGCAGAUGGAGAGCUGUCAGACCUCAACAGUAAACUGCUUCUCUACUACACUCCUCAGGCCUUCAAGAGUCAGAUCUGUGUGGACCUGUCCCCUAACCACCAGUAUGAUGGCAGACUGACAGGCCACAGGGUGGUGAACUGGGACAUCAAGGAUGUGUUGAACACAGUGGGGGGCAUGGGGGUUCUACUGCCCCUCCUGGAACAGGUGUGUGAGCCAGAGCAGGCGGAGGGAGGAGGUCAGGAGACGUCAGACCUGCUGGGACCAGAACUAACCUGUAGCUCCUCCCGGGGGCCUGUCGGCAUGCUGCUGCCACUGGGCCAGUCCUCCGAUGGUCGGCUGGAGAGGAACAGUGUAGCAGCCUUCCUGCUGAUGGUGAAGAAUCUGAUUCGUCAUCACCCUGUCAACCAGGAGAGCCUACUGAACUGCCACGGACCCAGCAUUAUAGGAGCCAUGCUCACUAAGGUACUGGCCCAUUAUAGGAGCCAUGUAACCCUCAACAUCCCUUUACACUACAGGUACCUCAACAUCCCUUUACACUACAGAGGGGUUUUGGAUCUAACCAUGUCCUUUCUUCAACCAUAUAAUUCCAUUCACAUGUCUCCUCCCUCUCUUUCCCUCCCUCUUUGCUUUCUAUCCUCUGCUAUCUCCUCUCUUCUCAACCUCCCACCUCCACGUCCCUCUUCUCAACCUCCCACCUCUACGUCCCCUCUUGUCAACCUCCCACCUCUACGUCCCCUCUUCUCAACCUCCCACCUCUACGUCCCCUCUUCUCAACCUCCCACCUCUACGUCCCCUCUUCUCAACCUCCCACCUCUACGUCCCCUCUUGUCAACCUCCCACCUCUACGUCCCCUCUUCUCAACCUCCCACCUCUACGUCCCCCUCUUCUCAACCUCCCCACCUCUACGUCCCCUCUUCUCAACCUCCCACCUCUACGUCCCCUCUUCUCAACCUCCCACCUCUACGUCCCCUCUUCUCAACCUCCCACCUCCACGUCCCUCUUGUCAACCUCCCACCUCUACGUCCCCUCUUCUCACCUCCCACCUCUACGUCCCCUCUUCUCAACCCGCCCACCUCCACGUCCCCUCUUCUCAACCUCCCACCUCUACGUCCCCUCUUCUCAACCUCCCACCUCUACGUCCCCUCUUGUCAACCUCCCACCUCUACGUCCCCUCUUUCAACCUCCCACCUCUACGUCCCCUCUUCUCACCUCCCACCUCUACGUCCCCCUCUCUCAACCUCCCACCUCCACGUCCCCUCUUUCUCAACCUCCCACCCUACUACGUCCCCUCUUCUCAACCUCCCACCUCUACGUCCCCUCUUCUCAACCUCCCACCUCUACGUCCCCUACGUCUCAACCAUCUCUCAUCUCAACCUCCCACCUCCACGUCCCCUCUUCUCAACCUCCCACCUCUACGUCCCCUCUUUGUCAACCUCCCACCUCUACGUCCCCUCUUGUCAACCUCCCACCUCUACGUCCCCUCUUCUCAACCUCCCACCUCUACGUCCCCUCUUCCUCAACCUCCCACCUCUACGUCCCCUCUUCUCAACCUCCCACCUCUACGUCCCCUCUUGUCAACCUCCCACCUCUACGUCCCUCUUCUCAACCUCCCACCUCUACGUCCCCUCUCUCAACCUCCCACCUCUACGUCCCCUCUUCUCAACCUCCACCUCUACGUCCCCUCUUCUCAACCUCCCACCUCUACGUCCCCCCUUCUCAACCUCCCACCUCCACGUCCCCUCUUGUGCAACCUCCCACCUCUACGUCCCCUCUUCUCAACCUCCCACCUCUACGUCCCCUCUUCUCAACCUCCCCACCUCCACGUCCCUCUUCUCAACCUCCCACCUCUACGUCCCCUCUUCUCCAACCUCCCACCAUCUACGUCCCCUCUUCUCAACCUCCCCACCUCUACGUCCCCUCUUCUUCAACCUCCCACCUCUACGUCCCCUCUUCUCAACCCUCCCACCUCUACGUCCCCUCUUCUCAACCUCCCACCUCCACGUCCCCUUCUCAACCUCCCACCUCUACGUCCCCUCUUCUCAACCUCCCACCUCUACGUCCCCCUCUUUCUCAACCUCCACCUCUACGUCCCCUCUUCUCAACCUCCCACCUCUACGUCCCCUCUUCUCAACCUCCCACCUCUACGUCCCCCUCUUCUGCAACCUCCCACCUCUACGUCCCCGCUUGUCAACCUCCCCACCUCUACGUCCCCUCUUGUCAACCUCCCACCUCUACGUCCCCUCUUGUCAACCUCCCACCUCUACGUCCCCUCUUCUCAACCUCCCACCUCUACGUCCCCUCUUCUUUACGCCCCCUCUUCUCAACCUCCCACCUCUACCCCCUCCCAGAGAGCAGGUCCAGGCUGUACUGUUGGAGUGGGGAGUAGAACAGCUCUACUGUCUGCUGCUCAAACCCAGCUUUGGAGAUGAGGUCAGGGAGAGAGUCUUCAGGGUUCUGUACAAGAUCCUGAAGAGUGAACGAGUGUCUGAGCGCGCCAAGCAACGUGUCAAGUUGAAGGAUUUUGGAUACCUGGGUCUUGUUUGUUUUCUAGGAGACGUCCCCGUAACCAUGACCACCGUGCGCUGUCUUUACGAGCAGGUCCUCGCUACAGAUGCCACUCCUAACUUCAGAGACCUGCUGGCUGUGGUCCAUCUGUCCCAUCGUGCUGAGCUCACUGUCCGUCUGGACGUCUGUCGCAAGCUCUUCUACCUGAUCUAUGACAAUGAGGACUAUGUUCGUCAGCUGGCCCGUCAGCCAGGCUGGCAGGAUGUGUUAACUAAGCUCUAUAUGAAGGAGUCCUAUGAGUCUCGCGGUCCCUCCCUGGCAGGCUCCAGCACCCACAGCUCCCUGGACCCCUCCUCCUCCCGCCCCCCUCUCAGGAGAGAUCACAGCAUGGUCAUAGAGGACUCUCAGUACGCUCACACAGACGUCUUCCUCCCUUACACCUCGCCGGACGAUGAAGAGGAGGAGGAGGGAGACGGCGAGGGCCUGGUAGGGAGGAAUAUCUCAGAGCGUUUCUCCGACCUCUCUCGGUCUUCCCCUAACAGCAGUGGAGGCACGUUGAAGGACUUUGACGACUCUCUCCAAUUUAAGUCGUUUGACUCGGUAGAGCAGGGGAGCCGCUCGUCCUCCCUGUCCAACACCGUGGACAUCCCCUCCGGUCGGCCCCAAGAGGAGGCUCUCUACCACCCUCUGUCCCCCUUCGGCACCUCGCCCUUUGAGCUGGAGCUGGGGGGUAUGAGGGGUGAGACGGGGACAUGGAACCACAACCCUGUGGGGGGUAGUCAGGCAGGCACCCCCUCCCCCCUGGAGCACAGCCGGUCGUUCCCCUCUCUGAGACCCAGGAAGAGCUCCAGUCUGUCCAACGUGCUGGACGACACCAACUAUGGAACUGACCCCCGGGCAGCUGACACCAUCUCCAACACCUCCAACCCACAGCAGAUGCCAGAGGAGGAGCUGUGUAACCUGCUGACUAACAUCGUGUUCUCUGUGCUGUGGUGCGGCAGCGGGUCGGAGGGGGGGGAGGACGCCGUGUGGAGGGAGAGGGGACAGGUCUUCUCUGUCCUCACCAAGCUGGGCUCCUCCUGCCAACUGGUCCGCCCGCCUGACGAUAUCAAAUGCAGUCUGUUAGAGAUGAUGCUGGAGUCUUCUCUGUCAGACCUGAGGGACUCUCAGGGUGUCUCUCUACCAUACUUCCCCAGUCUGCUGCGUCUCCUCAGGCUGCUCCAGGACUUCCUCUUCUCAGAGGGAACAGACAACCAGGCCCUGUGGAGCGAGAAGAUCUUUGAGGGGGUGGUGAACCUCCUGGACAGACUACAGGCGUGGCACAGCACCCCUGGUACCCCCGGGGCUCUGGAGCUCAGAGAGAUGGCUCAGAUCGGCCUGCGCAUCAUCACCGGCUACAUCCAGCAACAGGACUCACAGGUGUCUGUAAUGGCCUGCGUUAAACUCCACAGCCUCCUACAGACAGUUCUGUCUCUGGGCUGGGACGAGGUUUGCUUCCUGCUGGGGCGACUAGGUGCCCCCCUGUGGCCCGGCGGGGUAAUGGAGGCGGGCCCCAACGGAGGACACACGGAGACCUUUUCUCAGCUGGUGCCCAUCGUGCGUACCCUCCUGGACCAACACGCUGACCCCGUGACCCUGCACGGCCUGCUGCCCAGCCUGCCAGUCACCAACGGCAGCCCCACCUUCGCCCAGGACCUCCAGAGCUACAGCCACACAGUAGAGUGGCUGGACUUCUACCAACGCCACGUGCAGCCCACCAUGGAGCAGUAUGAACUGGAUCAGUUUGGGAAGAGUCAUGACCUCAUGUCUAACUUCUGGAACUCGUGCUUUGAUGACCUGAUGAGCACUGCCAUACGGCGGGACAAAGAGAAGACCUACAGCAAAGACAAGUUCCAGGAGGUGAUAGUGGACCCGUACCUGAGGCGGGUCCGCAGUGAAAACAGCCGUUACCACAGUGGUCAGAAACAGAGCUCCGGCCAGCAAGGAGUAGUGUGGCGCCACUGGGAGUCCCUCCGCAGGCUGCUCACCAGCGAGAGAGGGGCCUGGGCACACAGAGUCCCACUAGAGGUGAAAUGGAAGUUGUCCAGCGCGGAGACGUACUCUAAGAUGCGUCUGAAACUAGUGCCUAACUACCAGUACGACAAUCACCAGGAAGCCAGCGCCUUCAGAGACAACAUGGGAGCUGAUAGUCCUCGCAGUUCAGAACCCCUCCCAUUGGCUGUUGCCAAGGAGGCCAAAGUGAGUGACAUGGAGGAUGACCAGUUAGGAGAAGAGGACAUUGUCUUUCUGGACAAUAAGGGGGUGGAGGGGGAGGACGACAGUCAGAAGGAGAAGCUGGUUCUGUCGGAGGACUGUGAGCUCAUCACCAUCGUGGCGGUGGUUCCGGGUCGGCUGGAGGUCACCACACAUCACCUGUACUUCUACGACGCCAGCAGCGAGAAGGAGGAGACGGAAGAGGGAAUUGGUUUUGAUUUCAAGCGGCCCCUGUCUCAGCUGAGAGAGGUGCACCUGAGACGCUACAACCUGCGUCGCUCUGCUGUGGAGCUGUUCUUCAUCGACCAGUCACACUACUUCAUCAACUUCAAGAAGAAGGUGAGGAACAUGGUGUACUCUAGGAUCCUGGGGCUGCGGCCCCCCAACCUCUUCUAUUUCGGCUCCCGCUCUCCUCAGGAGCUCCUCAAGGCUUCUGGACUCACACAGAGAUGGGUAUGCAGAGAGAUUUCCAACUUUGAAUAUCUGAUGCAACUGAACACCAUCUCUGGACGUACCUACAACGACCUGUCUCAGUACCCUGUGUUCCCAUGGGUGCUGAGUGACUACACCUCUCCAGAUCUGGACCUGGAGAACCCAGCCGUGUUCAGAGACCUGUCCAAACCCAUGGGAGUAGUCAACCCCCGCCACGCACAGAACGUCAGGGAGAAGUAUGAGAGCUUUGAGGACUCAACGGGCACCAUAGAUAAGUUCCACUAUGGAACACACUACUCUAACGCUGCAGGAGUCAUGCACUACAUGAUCCGUAUGGAGCCCUUCACUACCCUCCACAUCCAGCUGCAGAGUGGCAGGUUUGACUGUGCAGACCGUCAGUUCCACUCUGUAGCAGCAGCCUGGCAGGCUCGCAUGGAGAGUCCCGCUGAUGUCAAGGAGCUCAUCCCGGAGUUCUUCUACUUUCCAGAGUUCCUGCAGAACAUCAACGGGUUUGACCUGGGCAGUCUGCAGAUGACCCAGAACAAUGUGACUGAUGUUCUGUUACCACAAUGGGCCUUGUCUAGAGAAGACUUCAUCAGGAAACACAGGAAAGCUCUGGAGUGUGAACACGUUUCCUCUCACCUCCAUGAGUGGAUUGACCUGAUCUUUGGCUGCAAGCAGAGAGGGGAGGAGGCGGUGGAGGCUCUCAAUGUCUUCUACUACUGCACCUAUGAAGGUGCGGUGGACCUGGACGCCAUAGCCAAUGAGACGGAGCGCAAGGCCCUGGAGGGCAUCAUCAGUAACUUUGGACAGACGCCCUGUCAACUACUCAAGGAGCCACACCCUCCUCGUAUGUCAUCAGAGAAUGCAUCUAGGAGGCAGGCCCGCAUGGACACUCUACCCCCCAACCUGUUUGAACAGCUCGACAAACUACGCCCUUUUAAGGAGGUGGUGUGUGAUGGGCGACCUCUGGUCCAGGCGGUGGUUCCUAGGAACCAGAACCGCUCCUUUAUCAUCCAGGGCUCUGACGUACUGGUGACAGUGAGUUCUGACGGUCUGAUUGGGACCCACAGCUGGCUGCCUUACGAUAAGAACAUCGCCAACUACUUCACCUUCACCAAGGACCCCACCGUGGCCAAUCCCAAAACCCAGAGGUUCCUCAGCGGUCUCUUCGCCCCAGGGGUAGAUCUCAGUACCCAGGUGUUGGUGGUGUCCAACGAUGGCCGUCUGCUGUUCAGUGGAGGACACUGGGACUGCAGCCCUCCGAGUCACCCAGCUGGGAAAGGGCAAACUGGUGGGCAGGAUCUGCCGACACAUCGGUGA